GUCCCAAACUGCCUACUUCCAUACUAUAUAGUAGGCAAAGAGUGCGAGAAGUAGUGCUUUUCGCCUACUAUAUAGUAUGGAAGUAUGUGGUUGGGGACGCAGUUAGGCGUGGCAUGUAACGUCACGCUUGGAUGUGGGCGAUGAAGUUGCACUCAGACGCUUUUCUUGCAGCGAACAGCCGAGCACCGUUGGGAAGAGUUGACAUUUGAGUUGCUGUCCGAACGUGAUCGAUGUGGUUUGUUGAGAGAAAGAAGCCAGAUAAGGGUUACCGUUUGUUAAGGGAUUUACCGAUCAAUAUUAUUUUUCGAGGAUUCUCGAGUUAUUUUUUUAAACACGGAAGUGCUCAGAAGUUUGUAGACGUAGAGUGUUUGUAAACGUUUCCGUUCACAUAACAAAAACAAAUAACGUUAAGUCGUGCAUUGCCAUGAAGACUGUUCUGAGGUGGAUUGUUUGGCUAAUAAUAUUAGUUACACAGUUUCCUGAAGGAAUAUUCUCUCAGAGUGUUUCAGUAUUGGUAAACCAGCGAGCUACACUCUUCAGGAACGCUAGCAGCUGUGAAAAUGCCGAAUUAAUAAAGAGCUACCCCACAAAAGCAACUAUUGCCACAUGCAACAAACAUCUGUGCGCUCCUGAAGAAGAUUUUCAAGAAAAAAUCGACUUUGAAGACACAAGUAACAAUUUGGUAUUCAAAUUGGCCAAAUACAAUGACUGGGGCACCUAUGAAUUCAUCUGCAAUGGGAAGAAACAUUUUGUUAGAUUGGAUGUUUUAGUUGCUGAAAACAAGACUGCCCGACCAUCGAGCAAUAUCACCCUUAAAUGUUUUGCGAAGAAUGCAAAGGAUGUGACGUGGAUCUGUGAUGGUAAAAGAGUUCUCCAUUGCAAGAAGAAUGAAUCCCCAAGUUUUGGUGAAGGCUUUGAAAGUAGAGUAUCACUGAACGAGGGCUGCUUUGAAGAUGGUGAUUGCUCUCUGACUCUCACUGCUGUUUCCAAGACGGAUUCUGGACUUUACCGUUGCUUUGCUGAUGAUGAAUCUACUGAAGGAUCUCCACAUGCACAUGUGGUUUAUGUGAAUGAGGAUCCCUCCAGCCCAGAAGGAAACCAUACAGAGAAUAAUGUGUGGCGCUCUGUUGCCAUCACUUUUAUCCUCAUAUCUUUGGUUCUUGCUGUGGCACUCUAUAUCGUGUGUAAAAGGUCCAGAGCAGUAUCCAAAGCUGCAAAUCAAUCAACAUCAUCUGCAUCAUCACAGAGUGAGAAUGAGCCCUCAGAAAAUCAUCCCAUGCUGGAAUCUAUCACAACUCAACAUGAUGACAGUCAGUCAACACAAAUAACCACUCAACCCGUUCAAGAGAGUGACAAUAAUCCUAAAUCUUCAUCAACUGUGCCAUUUUAUACUGAUAUGCCCGACCUGCAAUAAUGCAAAGACCGUCUAGGUCUGUUAUUUUCAUUUUGGUUUGUUUCUAUCAGAGGGCAUUAUAAAUUAUGAAUAGAUCAAAUCUUUGUUAAAGAAGAAGGAAACUGUUGAGCCAAAUUUUAAUGUGAACUCCCAGCAGACUAAGUUUUUUUUAAACGAUAUGUUAUUGAAUGUUUUGUAAAAAGAUGACCGUUUUAGAGCAUUAGAGUUGUGUCCUUAAAAACAAAGACAAGCUCCUAUUUACCAAAUAUUUAGCAUUAUUUCUAGUAAGAUUGAAUAUGUAUGUGAACUCAAGAAGCUUGUUGUCGAGUACAGCCGCCCUUUUAGCCUCUGACUUUAAAGAAUUGACAUUGCAUAUCAGCAUCUUAAAAAUGUUACACUUCCUCUGUUAUAGACUUGGUUACAUUUCCAUUAAUUAAAUACUUUAGCAGACACUUUUUCUAAAGCGACUCACAAAUAAAAGAGCAUUUCGUUCAAGUAUAGUCCACAAUGCUAUGUUUACAAGUAAAAAUAGCAGGGCUAGGUAUAAACUGAUUCUCUGAUCUUAAAGUUAACAAAACUGUAUUGAUUCAGGUAAUCCAUGAAUCGGUUUUUAAUGUGCAUGAAUCACUUUAACGGAUGUUGAUAUUUUCCUUACUUCAUUUCUUGUCCUGCAAUGUUGCCAUCAUUCAAGUUUUCUACAGUACACUUAAUACAAUCAAAGACAGAGGAUCAUAGCAGAAGGUUAAGUUAGCCAAUUGAAGCCAGUGCUGCCAAAAUCAAAGUCUGAUAGAAGUAUUUUAUGUUCAAAUGCAAUGAUGUAAAGAUGAGUUCAACUAUUUUUUUGUGUGUGGUAUGCCAGACAAAGUCUUUAUGACUUGAUUUUGAACAACUUUUAUGAUGUUUGUAAUGAAUUUUACUGUUGUAUAUGUAUUAUUCAGUUUGUGCACUUACUGUAUUUAUACAAGGUACUGUAUUUGGUACUCACCUUUGAGCCACAGGUAGACGCUGUCUGUAAGAAAUCACAUCAACGUAUGUUUUUUUACCGUAAACUUUGGAAUUUUAAUGUUGAUAAUACUUUUAUGAGGAUGUUUUACUGUUGUUUUAUUGAAUCCACUAUUUCAUUUGCUCUUGUGAGUUGGUUCGAGUCCCUUUCACUUAAAAACAAGAACAGAAUCCCUUGCCUGAUUUAAACACUUUAUAUGAGACUAGGACUGUCAAGAAGGCACAUUCAAUCUUAGCUGAUCCAUGCCACCCAUUGUACUGCUGUUUUAUUUUGUUGCCGUCAGGUCGUAGAUUCAAACUGCCUAAAUGCAGGACCAACAGACACAAACAUUCUUUUGUCCUCGCUGCUAUAGGUGGUCUUAACAAGUUAAUGUGAGUUGCGGACUUCUGUGUUGUAUGUAUUUAAUUUAUUUCUGUUGAUUGUAUGGUUGUUGUUUUGUGUAAUGUGUAUUGUAUGCUGCUGCUGCACAACAAAUUGCCCCUCGGGGAUAAUAAAUAAAGUUUCUUCUUUC
Paramisgurnus dabryanus is the source of this 2907-nucleotide messenger RNA. NCBI's taxonomy places the organism in Eukaryota, Metazoa, Chordata, Actinopteri, Cypriniformes, Cobitidae. The record is from RefSeq and is a predicted model, not a curated record.